Molecule: messenger RNA, 2856 nt
Organism: Pyricularia grisea
Lineage: Eukaryota; Fungi; Ascomycota; Sordariomycetes; Magnaporthales; Pyriculariaceae
Exons: 3
Coding region: 191-1987 (598 amino acids)
Source: RefSeq, a predicted model, not a curated record
UAAUUCCAUCCUCACAGACAUCAAAAGAGGACUUUCAGCUGACCUUCGACAUUAAACCGUCCUUGAGUCCUGACAUAUACAAGCUUUAAGAUACCCUUAAUUUUAAAGGCACACUUUUUUCUGCCUUUUUCUUUCUCUUUCUUUUUGUGAUACCCAAGUUUCUUUGAUACCCCCCAAAACAUUUUUCACAAUGUCGGACGCACAGAAGCCCGUUGAGGUCCCGAAGGACGCCGCCGCUGCCCCGGCAGUCGAGCCUACCGUUGCUGCCCCCGAGGCUGCCCCCGCUGUUGUCGAGGCCCCUAAGGAGGCCGAGCCCGUUGCCGCUGCCACCACCGCCGAGUCCGAGACUGCUGCCGCUACGACGACUGACGAGCCCGCCGCCACGACUGAGGCUGCUACCGAGACCCCGGCUGCUGAGACGGAGGAGGCCAAGAAGGAGGAGAAGGAGGUUACCCCAAUCGAGGAGGGCUACCUUGAGUCCAAGGGCACCAAGUUUCCCCAGAACUUUAUCUACACCAAGCGCUUCUUUUGGUUCGGCACUGAUGCCGUCGAGCCUAAGAACCUGGCCUCUUUCGUUAAGUCUGAAAAGUCAUCUGAGAGUGCCCAGAACAUCGCCGCAUGGGCCAGCCACACCGGCGAGGGUCUCCUUUUCUUCACUGAGAAGGGCACCGACAAGACUGCUCCCGGUGGCGCCAUCCAGCUGAGCGAGGCCUCUGAGCCAACUGCCGACGGCCCCACCAAGUUCCACUUUACUGCUAAGGGCCACAAGCACACCUUCAAGGCCGCUACUGCUGCGGAUCGUGACAACUGGGUCGCCCAGAUCAAGGCCAAGUCUGCCGCUGCCAAGGAGCUUGCCCCUACUGUGAUCGAGAGCGAGACGUACAAGAAGACCCUGGAGAGCUUCAAGCCCGCUGCUCCUGUCGUUCCCGUCAAGAAGGAAGAGCCCAAGGCCGAGGAGCCCGCCGCUGAGGUCGCUGCCGCUACCGAGGCCGAGCCUGCCACCGAGGCCAAAGAGGCUGAGGUCCCCAAGAUUGAGGAGCCCGCUGAGGCUAAGGAGGCUGCUGCUGCCAAGGAUGAGAAGAAGGAGGAGCCCCAGCGUCGCUCUGCUAGCCGCAAGCGCGCCUCGAUCUUCGGCUCGCUUCUGGGCAAGAAAGAUGCCAAGAAGGAGGAGGCCAAGCCUGAGGAGGCUGCUGCCACUCCUGCUGAGGCCCCUGCCACCGACGCUGUUGUGGCUGAGCCAACCGAUGCCGCUGUCGAGACUCCCGCCGCUGCCCCCGUUGAGGCCGCCGCUACUGAGGCUCCCGCUGCGACUGAAGAGAAGAAGGAGGAGGAGAAGGCUGCCCCUGUCAAGCCCACUCCUGUUAAGCGUAACAGCCUGUUCGGCAACUUGAGCUUCGGCAAGAAGAAGACCGCUGAGCCCGCUGUUGCCGCUGAGGCUGCACCUGUUGUUCCUGCCAAGGAGGCUGAGGCCGGCCCUGUCGCUGACGCCGCCCCUGUCAUCCCUGCCGUUGAGACUUCUGCUCCUCUCUCCGCAGAGGUUGCCUCGCCCGCGACUGUCCCCACUGAGACCGUUGAGGGUAGCGCUGCUGUCCCCGCCACCGCCGCCGCUGGCGAGUCUGCCAAGAAGGAGAUGAAGAGCGAGAAGCGCAAGUCGUCGCUUCCCUUCGCUUUCGGCAAGAAGGACAAGGCUACUUCAUCGGACGAGGAGGGUGAGAAGACCCCCAAGUCUCCUUCGGCUUUCUCCAAGCUCCGUGCCACCAUCAAGGGCAAGAACAAGGCUGAGAAGCCCGUUGAGAAGCCCGAGGCUACUCCCGAGGAGACUGCCGAGAAGACUGAGGCCGAGGUCCCCAAGGCCGCUGAGAGCACCGAGGCCAAGGUCGAGGAGCCCGCCAAGCCCGUUGAGGCUGAGGCCGCAGCCCCUGCUCCUGUUGUCGAGGAGGCCCCCAAGCCUGUCGCUGCCACCCCUGUUGUUGCUGCCUCGGCUUAGGGGACGCGAAGCAGUUUGCCACGCUUGAUCAGAAGAUCCAGGUAGCCAUGCCGGCUAGUGGAUUCGGUGAUCUUGUAUUCGUGCGACGACCGUAACGCAUGCUCCUACGACACUUGACCUUUUGCUUGGAAGGAAACGCGUUUAUGCCCAUUUCCACCAUAUUUUUGUUGCACAACUCUACUUUCCGGGUUUCGGUCGGGAAACGGAUCUGCAUUUAAAUCAAGAUACCCUUGUCGACAUCAGUUGGAUUCUUGAUACCCCUUUGCUUAUACUCUCUUGAUUAGGGUUUGGCUUUGGAGAAUCUCAGCUCUCGACAUCAUCAGUUCGAUCAUUAUUUGGUUAUGUUUCCUUUGGUUUCAUCGUUUUGCUCUUUUCGUUUUGCAGAAAAAACAUCGCAUCAAAAUUCCUCGACAAAAAAAUUCUUGAAAAAACACCAUCACUUGAUCUUUGCGUUUCCUUUUCAGUUUCGGCUGUCUCGUGUCUUGAUUACUGUCUUUUUUUGAUACCCAGUAUACCCAGACCCGUCGUUCAGCGAUGUUCGAAAGCACACAAAUCUGUCUGUCCUUUUCAAUAUAAAACAAAGAACUACAUAAAAAUAUCCUGGGGGUCAAGGGGAAAGGGGAGUCUGUCUGAUGGGGAUUUUGUUUCUGAUAAAAACGCCCCCUACCUAACAGUCGGCGCUCACGCAAAUGCCUCUCCUCGACUUGGCUGCGAGUUGUCCUGGGUGACGUUCCCCAUGUUCCCGAGAGAGGGGUUCUUUUGUUCUGGGUUCGGCUUGUUAUUCGUUGGGAGGAUGUUAUAGGCCUAUCCGAGCGAUUCCCGUCACACUUUUUAAUAGCUAAUAAAAACCCUCUCGCAUGUUUGUUCAA